This is a messenger RNA of Dinoponera quadriceps, 6919 nucleotides long. RefSeq lists its product as uncharacterized. The coding region runs from base 1687 to 4599 and encodes 970 amino acids. The record is from RefSeq and is a predicted model, not a curated record. Gene Ontology annotation, cellular component: cytoplasm; nucleus. The transcript has 6 exons. NCBI's taxonomy places the organism in Eukaryota, Metazoa, Arthropoda, Insecta, Hymenoptera, Formicidae. Gene Ontology annotation, molecular function: protein serine/threonine kinase activity; ATP binding. Gene Ontology annotation, biological process: protein phosphorylation; actin cytoskeleton organization.
GACUCAUUCCCGUAAUGGCUGCCGUCUGGCGUUGUCAGUGAGUGCGGGUGCCCGUCGUGAGAAGUUGCUACGUCGGGGAAGCUCCGUGAGAGUCGCGGCACCUCGGACCUCGCGAGAAGCGAAUAGCGCGCGUACGAACGAGGUGAAGGCGCGCGGUUUAGUGCGGGCCGCGUGCCCGGGUGGUGUCACGGUCGCCAGGCGUGAACGACCAGCUCGCGCCGGCGGCGAUUUAAAAGCAGCAGCGACUGCAGCUAGUGGUGUGCUACCCCUCUGCUCGUCUCUCUUUCUCUAUCUCAUUUUCUUCCCUGUUCGCUUCCUCCGCUCUUUCCGAGACGUCUGUCUGUUUACCGGACGCAUCGGCCGCGGAGAGUGUCGUCCAAAAAUCGCGAAAGACGCGCGUCACUUUUCUCUCUCUCUCUUUCUCGUCGCCUCUCGCGAAUGUGUGCGUCGUGGACGCGCCACUAACGACGCGACGGCUCUCGCGCGAUGAUAAACACACCGAGUGACAGCGUGCGCGAAUGAGGGCGGCUGCUCGUCCCUUCCUUCCUUCCCUCCUUUCGACUAGUCCGUCAUCAGCCUGCGAGAGAGCGUUGGGCCGCGGGCUCGAAUUCUCCCUCACGUGGUUCAAGGUCGUCUAAAAGCAUCCGGACGUGUCACGAUCCUCGCGGCGCCGACUGCGCUGCGAGACGCGCGACGCUUCCCACGGCGUCGCGGGAGAAUUCUUCGCGACCUAAGCUCGGGAUAUCAUCGGAGAAUUUUCUCGGACGACGAGGAGGACCACGCGGCGGCCGCGCGACUCCGAGCGUGACGACAACGAGAUUCGCCAGAACCCCAUGCACAAAAGACCCGAAUCAGCCGGCGACGAGGAGAAGAAAAGUAUCGUGCCAAGUCCCGCGUUCUUUCGGCGCGCCUCGAACGUGACGGUCCUGACGGAGCGCAUCGCCAUCCCCAGGAUAACGUUCGCUUGACCGACUGUGAUUUCGACGCGCGACACGUCACUGCCAAAAAAAGAAGAAAGAACGAACGAAAGGAAGAAAGAGAGAGAGAAAAGAAAAGGAAUAAGAUAUACACAGACGGCGCCGAUCGUGUCUUCGCUCUUUACGGUCUCUCCCGGUUUCCGCUUCCUUCUCCGCCUUCCUCCGAUCUGUUUCGAGAGGGGACGAGUGUCUUCCACGUUGCGCCAGAAAUACACGACUCGUUCUCCCUCGCCUCGAGAGACCUCCACGUCUUCCGCGAGCUUUCCAACCCGUCCUUUGAAGCAAGAGGACGUUCCACUUCUUCCUUCGACUUGAACAAACAACGAGGAAGGACCAAUCCUCCGUUAUCCUCCCGCCGACCGAGACGUCGCGACGCCCGGCUUCGAGAGCACGGUCAGAUCGCGAACGUGCUCCGUUGACCACGUCGCAUCCAAGCGAACGGCUUCGUUCAUCCGGGCCGACAGCCAAACGCAACCGAGGAGACUCAUCACCUUCUCACUCGUCAUUGAACUCCCACGUGGUGAGGUCUCCGCGCUCGCUCGAGCAGCCCUCCCCACUGACUCCUUGUCGCAGGACACCGCGGGACGACGCCGUGACGACGACAACGACCGUCGAGAGGUGCGUCGAGCCGGCCGCGUGUGAUGCGGCGCACGCAGGGCCGCCGUUGCCCCGCGUCAGCUUGCGCGACCUCGCCGCAAUAACGGCGAAGAUGUUCGGGAAGGUGCCGCCGUCGAACACACCGGGUCCGCCUAACGGGAUGACACCGAAGUCGUGCGCGAGACCGGCUGGCACGGCUUCAUGCCUGCCGUGUUUCUCGACGGAGGAGACACCGAGCGUGGUCGCCGACGACAAGGCGAGACCUUGGCGGCCGAAGGACAAUGUCGUCGUCGGCGAGCCGGUGGUCUCCGAGGCGCCCUGCAAUACCACCCUGCAACCGCCAGCUACCCCGGAAUCGUCGUCCGCGGCGGAGCUUCCCAGACCUUGCAGGACCGAGGCGGCGACCACCUGCGCCGCCGCCUGCUUGAAGACGAUGUCGGCCAAGUGUACGGCCAAGGAAGCGGCUCAGCAGAUCAGCAGGAGUCACAAUGUCGGCACGAAGACGGCCUCCGGGCAGAAUUGCGCGAGUUUCUCCAAGACCGUAGCGACGUCCGGCAGGUCGCGGAAGCUGCAAUCUACCUCGAUCGCCGGCACCCUCGGCACCCUUGAAUCCUCGUGCCCGAGGGAUUCCGCGAAAGCCGCGAAGAAGGUCGUCGCUCGCGAAUCCGCGAACGGCAAGGAGGUGGUGGCGAGCAGAACGACGUGCGGUGAGCAGCAGCAGCUCAAGUUCUCUCAGGGAUACGCCGCUUCGACGAUCGUUAAGCUAUCUUCCGCGAGAUCUUCCGAGAUGAUUCACCCGCCCCUGAGCGGGAAGAGGCCCGACAACGAGGAUCUUUUCGCGGACGCGUCCUCGACGAGUAGUGACGCGUCCAACCUUCCGAGCGAUUUGUGCGCGCAUCAGCAGUCCUCGCCGAGAACGUCGGCAGACUCGGCGAAGGAUUCCGGCGAAGACGACUCUUGCGCCGGCACCGACUUCGUCACCUCGACGCCGUCCAAGGAUUGGACGAGGGUAAACAACGACGCGUCGCAACAGAACUGCGCGUCCUGCCCGCCGCCGCAAGACCUGCCGACCGAACUGCGCUCGUCCUCGCCGCGCAGCUACAGGGAGAAGUGCCGCGACCCUUGGCGACCCACGGAGAUGGACGGCGGCGUGCACGGGCUGAGCGUGUGCGAGGCGUAUCAGGACUCGAGUUCGAAGAGGCGCACCGGCGCGUCCUGCCAAGCGCUCAGGCACGCCGUCGCCUCGCUCAAUCGCCUGGACGACUUUUACAUGGAGAAGAUCGGCGCCGGCUUCUUCUCGGAGGUCUACAAGGUUACACACAAAGUGACGAGUCAGGUGAUGGUGCUGAAGAUGAAUCAGCUGCCGGCGAACAGGCCGAACAUGCUCAAGGAAGUUCAGCUCAUGAACAAACUCAGCCAUCCGAACAUACUCAGGUUCAUGGGCGUGUGCGUGCACGAGGGCCAGCUGCACGCGUUAACGGAGUACAUCAACGGCGGCAGCCUGGAGCAACUGAUCAUGUCGCGGCACACGCCGUUACCACACCUCGUGCGGAUGAACCUCGCCAAGGACGUGGCCCGCGGCAUGGCCUACCUGCACAGCCGCGGCCUUUUCCACCGCGACCUCACGUCGAAGAACGUCCUAAUAAAGAAGGACGAGUGCAGCAACGAGAUGACCGCCGUGGUGGGCGACUUCGGUCUGGCCGCGAAGAUACCGGACCCGAGCUCCGGCUACCGGCUCAGCACGGUCGGUAGCCCUUACUGGAUGUCGCCGGAGUGCCUGAAGGGCCACUGGUACGACCACCGGUCCGACGUAUUCUCCUUCGGGAUCGUGGUGUGCGAGCUGAUCGGCAGGGUACCGGCCGAUCCGGACGUGCUGCCACGCUCAGAUAACUUUGGCCUCGAUUACCUGGCCGUGGCGGAGAUUUGCGCGGCCGCUGAUCCGCCGCCCGCUUUCCUACAGCUCGCCUUCAACUGCUGCACGUACGAGCCAAAAUCGAGGCCGACCUUUCCGGAGAUCACGAGCAGCCUGGAGACGAUGAUAACGGCCUGCGAGGAGGAGCUGAAAAGCAACAUCGGCAAACGGCAGUCGGCGGUCGAUCCGACGCUGAUGUCCAGCAUGGACGAGAUCGUGCGCGAAGGACGUACGAUGAAGCGGCGCACCACGAGGCAGAGGAGCCAGUCGGCGGACGCGAGGGGCUGCGACAACGCGACGCCCUCGGACAAGGCGAGGUGUCAUUCCGCCAGACGGGUGGCCGAGCUUGCCAGCAGGAGGGACCCGCAUUACAGGCCGAUGACGGCGAAUCCGUUCCACGCGCUCGGCGGCGUCAAGAAGAUCCUCGGCGACCUGUUCUCCAGCUGCCUGGAGCUGCCCUCACUCGAGGACGUGCGGCCCAGCGUGACUGACAGCGCGUGCAAGUUCAAGCCGGCGCAGAACGACAGCAUAGCCAAGAUCCUGGACAGGAAGAAGCCCAGCUCCGAGCCGAGCAGCCCAACAGCCAGGAAGAAGUGGGAGAGAAAGGUCGCGACCAAGGUGGGCGCCGCGAGUCUGUUCGCCCAUCCGCUGUUCCGGGACGGCUGGGAGCCGCGGAGGCGCGGCAGUUGCGAGUCGGGUUUUUGGAGUUGCGUCGGCGAGGACCUCAGCCCGGAGCCGCCGAAUCGUCGGCACACGUCCACCCUGAGCAGUUCGGCGGCGAGCAGUCUCUUCCUUUUGGACGACCAUCGCACCAGCUCGAUAUACACCGACUCCUCCGAGGACAUAGCCAGCCUGGGCGGCGGCGACUCGUCCUGCUGGGAGGACCGGCUCGGCUCGUCCAGCAAGACCAUCUCGAAGAUCGUCGAGUACUUCGAGAGGAAGCAAGCGACGGCGGGCAGCCUGCGGCUGGGCGACCACGGCGACGCCGGGCCCAGUCGCUUGACCCUGCUUAGGGCCAGUUUAGAGGGGCCCGUGCCAAUCUCGGCGGCGCAACGGCUGGUGGUGUGCGAGGGUGCCGUGCGCAGUAAACUCGCGUUAUUCGACAAGAAGUGAUAUUACUGAUCUUACGCGUGAGCCGCGAGCACUCGGCACCUCGUCCGACGACGCUUGAGCGGCCCGCGCGCGAUCAGCGCGUCCACGUGGAGGAACCUGCUACUGCGCGGGGCGGAACGCGACCUUGAGAGGCUCCGGCGGAGCCCCGUCGUUGGGCCUCGCGGUGAUGGCGAGUAUCCCGGAACGUUACGCGAUUACGAUAGGUGGUAACGCGCGCGUUCUUACCUGCGUGGAGAUGAGAAUUGGGAGAUUGAGAGGGGGAGGAGAGAGAGGAAUCGGUAUUUCGGCCGUGUCGGGGAUUACAGGUCACGUGCGCGACUCGUAGGAGCGCAGUUGUCGACACACGCUCGUGCGACGGCGCGCUGACGGACACUUCUCUCUAAAAUCUAGUAACCUGACUGUGAUGUUUUUUGAUAAUCUACAUACACUAUAUCGAACACUGUACGACUGACAUCUGGCGGAAACCAUCAGCACACGGGAUCUUUUGUACACAGGAAACACCGUUUCACAUGAUGCUAAACACUUGGCUACAACGAUGCGUCGCCCGAGUGAGAGGAUAGCGAGAGAGCGAGUGCGAGAGAGAGAGGGGGGGGGGGACGUUAGCGAAGCAAUAAUGGAUUUUGUCUGAAUAGAAAAUUGCGCUCGGGAUUUACAGCGCCCGCCGGCGCAGCAACGCCGGCCGCUCGCGAUCGACACGUAUUGCAGUGCCUCGCAGUUCCUAGUUAGCCAUCUCCGUCCUUAUGCGCACGAAACCGUGGAUUUGACCGAUCACCGCAAGGAUAGAGGGGUUCAGUUUCUUCAGUCAGUGACGAAUAAAGGCGAGAGCGAUUCUUUUUUUUUUUAAUUUAAGAAGUUGAACACAGGCGGAUCGCGCGCCAUGCCAAAGGUUUUUGUCUCGCCGUUCUUCACGUUUUUUCCUUUUCUUCUUUUCCCGCGCGCAAAAACGCGACAUAGUCUCGCGAUAUCGUCGACGUCCGAUGUGCCCGCGUCGCUCCCGACGUGUGUUAUCGGCAAACGACAACUUUCGAUUUUUAAUUUUGUACAAUUUCUCCCUUUUUAUUCCUACGUUUGCUUCCCUUUUAAGAGCCUCUCCGGUUCGUCGCGAAUUAGUUUUACGUGCUUGUCGCAUCCCCCGGCCUCGUCCCUCGUGCGUCCUCGCGAUCCGUCUAUGCAGUGAUCCACCUUCCGAGGAUCGGGAAUCCCUGAAGUUUCACAUCUACGGAGGCCUACGCCGCGUUCGCGGGACUCUUAUAUUAAUUAAUUCGUCUUUCGGCUCAGCUCAGAGCGACGUCGGUGCGCGGCGCGUGCAAGUUCAUCGAUUGCUGCUUACGUGGCUUUCGCGGCGUCAUUCGCAGUUUCGCGUGUCACCGGUGUUGUAACCAAUGCUCGGGACGCGCGGGUACCAAGUGCCGGAGAAAGAGAAAUAACGAUAGUACAUAAAUAUAUAUAUACACAUAUAUUUUUUUGUUGGCAGAGAUACACCGUGUCCCGAAUAUUCUUGUUGAUGCCGAGAGAGAUAUGUUAUCCACUUCGGAAGGAGAGAGAGAGAGAGAGAGAGAGAGAACACAUAUGAAACUGAUCUAGUCAGUGCAUUGUAAUGCGGCGGCCUUACCUUUUGUACGUUUACCGUAGCGCUAAAACCUUAUAGUGUCUAGAUGAAUAGAUGCGAGCGUGAAUUCGCCGGGAUGAAGCACCGGCCACCUUCCGGUAGCACAGCGGUUUCUUCCUUUUCCUUUCUUCUGUUUUCUUUCUUCGCGAACGGUCGGUAUAUUUAUACGAAGGAGGAUUAUACGUGAGAAUGUGGCGAGAGCGUGCGAGACGGUGCGCAAGGUGCGUGGGGUUUGCGUGCGUGCGUGUGUUUGUAUGCGUGGAUAAAUGAGUGUGUCUGUUUUUUGCGCGCGCGUUGCGAGAAAAAAGUGUAUACGUCCAAGGCGAUACAUAUAUACGUACAUACAUACAUAAACACACACACACACACGUAUGUAUGUAUGUAUGUAUGUAUACAUAUACACACAUGUAGGUAACUGCGACUUUCGCAUAUAUAACGUCAUAAUCGUUUCGUCGCACGGACGACGAGUCGAACCAAAUCUACGAUUAUAGAAUGAUAGACUAUAAAUGAUGAAUACCUUUUUACUUGUCGAAGUUCGCUCACGGGUUUACUCCAUAAGACUGUGCGUUCUCGUUAAAUAGUAAACGUCGUAUGUAAGUAGGCAACCUCGAAAUCGCGUCAACGACAUUCGCAGUCUCUUCUUCCUUGUACAAUAGGAUGCGCGCCGGAUUCUUUCUUUUCCUCUCUCUCUCUCCCCCCCCCCCUCUCUUU